Messenger RNA from Perkinsus marinus ATCC 50983, 480 nucleotides. RefSeq lists its product as hypothetical. The transcript is spliced from 5 exons. The coding region runs from base 1 to 480 and encodes 159 amino acids. The record is from RefSeq and is a predicted model, not a curated record. Lineage: Eukaryota; Perkinsozoa; Perkinsida; Perkinsidae.
AUGAUGAAGUCCAUGCUGCAGAUAGUGACUGUUGGCUGUUACUUUGGCGUCAUGUUAGCUUUCCUUGGGGCAGGCGUCGCGAAUCUUGCAUGUGUGUAUAACGUGGCUCCAUCGGAUCUGCAGGCGUAUCUUCCAGCGGUCUAUGGUCACUUCGCCAAGACUGGGUUCAUGAAGAACGCCAUGAAGAUGUGUGGGAUCGCUACCGCGCCGCAGCUUAUGAAGGUUAUGGGAUUCGCGCACAUCGCUAGUGUGAUGAGUAUCUUCUUCCAGCCGAUUGUGGGGGCGAUGUGGAUGCUAAUCACGAUGAUUGGUGCCGAAUACGUUUCUCGUCGCGCAUUGGAGAUUCCUGGGAUGCCCAAUGCAGACUUGUGUGGUAAAGCCUCACCCACAUGCAUGGCAACUGUUCUGCUUACUGGUACUCCCGUGUGUAAGUACUGCGUCCAGGUCUUUGGUGCAUCCAAGAAAGACAAGUCAGAGUAA